CUUGGAUCCUCGGUACGGUCUCCUCCUUCCCACGAACACCAUCCAAGUGCAUCUUGACAAUCACCAGCCGUCACCAUGCCUCCCAAGUUUGAUCCUAAUGAGGUGAAGGUUAUCACCCUCCGGGCCACCGGUGGUGAGGUUGGUGCCUCGUCGGCUCUUGCCCCCAAGAUCGGUCCUCUUGGUCUCUCCCCCAAGAAGGUCGGCGAAGAUAUCGCCAAGGCUACUGGUGACUGGAAGGGUCUCCGCGUGACCGUCAAGCUCACCAUCCAGAACCGUCAGGCGGCCGUCUCCGUCGUCCCUACCGCCUCCGCGCUCGUCAUCCGUGCGCUCAAGGAGCCCCCCAGGGACCGCAAGAAGGAGAAGAACAUCAAGCACAACAAGUCUGUUUCGUUUGAUGAGAUCGUCGAGAUCGCCCGCACUAUGCGCUACAAGUCCUUCUCCAAGGAGCUUAAGGGCACCGUCCUCGAGGUCCUCGGUACCGCUUUCUCCGUCGGCUGCCAGGUUGACGGCAAGAGCCCCAAGGCCGUCCAGGAGGCUAUCCACGCCGGCGAGAUCGAUGUUCCCGAGGAGUAAAUGUCGGCCAAAAAAGGUCAAAUUGGGAUUCUUGGCAUGUGUUUAGGAGUUCAGGGCUUGCUUUACGAUCAGGCCUGCCAAACGACGGCAAAUCAAAGAUCACCAAAGACGAUUUGAAGGCCGAGCCGUCGUGUUCCUCGCCUCUGAUGUGUGCACUUGUAUACAGCCGUCCAUUACGACACUUGGGCUUGGUAUCUAGGUUUGCGAGACACUCGAGGAAUAAGCGCAGCGCCGAACCCCUACUCAUUGCCUCCAUCCGUUCCCCCCUUUGAUAUCAUGUGUGAUGUGUUUCCGCCCCCUCAACUGACUACGCAGUCCCUGAAGUUCACCCGAGUUUGACCUCUUCUCUAUGGUCACUCCCGGUUUU
Neurospora tetrasperma FGSC 2508 is the source of this 940-nucleotide messenger RNA. RefSeq lists its product as uncharacterized. Lineage: Eukaryota; Fungi; Ascomycota; Sordariomycetes; Sordariales; Sordariaceae. Gene Ontology annotation, biological process: translation. Gene Ontology annotation, cellular component: ribosome; cytosolic large ribosomal subunit. Gene Ontology annotation, molecular function: structural constituent of ribosome; large ribosomal subunit rRNA binding. The record is from RefSeq and is a predicted model, not a curated record. Bases 76 to 573 code for a protein of 165 amino acids. The transcript has 5 exons.